This is a messenger RNA of Aureobasidium musti, 1868 nucleotides long. NCBI's taxonomy places the organism in Eukaryota, Fungi, Ascomycota, Dothideomycetes, Dothideales, Saccotheciaceae. The record is from the annotation of a GenBank genome assembly.
ACUACACCGCAACGAUGGCGGAGACAGAUGCUGCUGGCAAGCAGGCCACCGUCGAGGAUUGUACGGAUAUAGAUGAUGAGAAGGGUGACUCUAGCGCAUCCAAGCCGGCUUCCAACUCCGCGAGCCACAAGGACCUGAAGACCAGACGGAACUCUCUAAGCAAAGCACGACCAGCUAGUGAACUCGAACAGCCGGAAGCUCCACCUCCUGAUGACACGGAUCCUCCUCCGAGACAUGCCGAGAAANNCCUAUAUCCCAAGCAGAAGCAAAGGAGGAGCUCUGAGCCAGGAGCCAGAAGGCCACAUAAACCAAGACGAUCUAGCAAUGCUCCUACUCCAUCCAGUCCCAAUAAGGUUCCAAAGGACAUCAGACAGGAUUCGGAAGGACAUCGUCGUGAAAAACGACUUCCCACUAAGCCUCCUUGUCAUUGCCCAAACUGUAUGAAUGCAUCUCAACAUGGUAAAAGACCAGGGCCCAACCCCCUUCAGCAGGACUAUCGUGCCCACACCGUCCCUGCAGGGCGUCUUCAUGGUCCACCUCCGGUCGUUCGCCAUGGUCCACCACCUGGUGCCAUGCCUCCUGAAAUGCCCCCUGGACACAUGCCACCGCCUGGCGUGAGGAUGAUGUAUCCACCCGGUGGCAGUUUUCCAGCGGGCCAUUCUCCAUACCCACAGAUGAUGCCAGCCUUCGAUCCAAGGUCACAGCCAAUGCGAUCUGGCAUGCCACCUCCUCCUCAUCCCAGUAUGUAUGCUCCUUCUGGUGUUUCCAUGCCACCAUCCCUGCCUGGCAUAGGAGGACAGCGACCACCCCUGAAAAUGCCCAUCCGGCCUGCGAUUCAUAAUCCAGAGAGGACAAACCCUUCGACCUCAUUGCCACAAAAGCGUUCCUCCAAGAUCUCGACAUAUGAUACCUCUUCUGCCCCUUUCUCUCCCGAUGACGAUGAGCACUUUUCGGCUCGGACCUUGCCCACAAAGCCGCAGCAAGUGCCAGGAGGAUUUGACUCAGAUUCUUACUCUUCUGAAUCGCCACCAGAUAGUCCUGAAUACUUUGAACAGCCAAGGCGACCUGUACCCUUUCAGCGUGCCACUACGUCAGCAGUUCAUCAAAUCCACCGGAGCGGCGGCCAUUCAAGGUCGAGAUCAGAUUAUCCAGCAGAGUCGUCAUAUAACUAUCAUCAUCAUCAUACAUACCAUCAUGAACCAUCUUGGGGUCAAAACACUCAUGCCGAGUACCCAGAGUAUGGGGAUCAGCGAUCUUAUCCAGGUGGUAGACGAGGAUCCAAUGCAACUACCUGGACCCAGCAUACCUCAGCCUCGGAUCCUCAAUAUUCAACUUAUGUCCAGUACGAUCAUGGCCGUUCGGACCUUGAGUAUGCCGCCAAUGACUACAUGAACCAAGCUCGCGGCUACCCCGAAGAGAGAGUCACAGCAGAAGCACUACGACAACUCCCCAAUGGGCCUCGCAGCACGCGAAGCAAUCACAGCCAUCGCCGUAGCCAACACAGCAUGAGCGAAACAUCCUCACGGCACCGCGGCGCAGAAGGCAGUGUCAAACUCAUCAUGCCUAUCGCCGCAGCCGAAGUCUCCAAAAUCCAGCUGAGCGGCGAUAUGGGUGAUCGCGAGGUGUCGUUCCGCUCGGCCAAUGACCCUGGAAUGGUGGAGGUUACAAUUGGGACUGUUGCUGGUGGCGAGUCUAGGUACUUGAAGAGUGCGAGUCAGACGUCUCGUGCACCUACGAGGUCUUCGGGUAGUACAAGGCAUGCUACUCGUGGUGGAGCUGACGGACAAGAGCAGGGCCGCGAAUAUAGAGAGCAUCGCCAGCAUCGAGAGCAUAGGCAUACCAGUCGUGCUCCGUCGACCAGGAGAUCG